AUGCGAAGCCUCAUCCUGCUGUGUCUCUGUGCCACCCCAGCAUCAGCCUGUGGGAUCCAGGCCAGCCCGUCCCCCUGGAGAUCAGUGCAGGAGUUUGCAGCCACAGACCAGUUCCCGUGGGUGGUGGCACUGCAAGACACGCAGCACAACCUCCUGGCCUUCGGCUCCAUCCUGAACGAGCACUGGAUCCUCAGUGCUGCAUCCAGCCUACGGAGCAGGCAGCAGGUGCUGGCCUUGGUUGGGCUGAGCGCCAUGAAGAGGCGAUGGGAGGACCAGCCCCAGUAUUCGAUCAGCUCUAUCAUCCCCCACGAGGACUUUGAUGAGGUGACACUCUACAACAACAUCGCUCUGCUCAGGACAGCUGCCCCACUGGAGUUCAGCAGCAUCAGUCAACCUAUCUGCUUUCCCCAUGGGAGCCUCUCUGCCUCAGACCUUGUGAACUGCUGGGUCUCAGGCUGGAUCCAUCCCACCACAGGCCUGCGGGUGCUGCUCCUGGUCCCUGGACCUCUCCCGCUGCCGGGGCCUCCAAGGGCCUUGGGUGUGCUCAGGGUCAAAGAUGCUCGGGAGGCAAUCCGAGAGGCGUUCUAUGUGGGUGAUGCCGGCAACCCUGUCAUGUGCCAGAUUAGAGGGACUGAGAAAUGGGUCCUGAAAGGCAUUCUCAGUGAGGGCGGUGUCAGAUGCUACGGACCGUUCCUGUACACCCCAGUGUCCUACUACAGCGACUGGAUCUUGGCCACGACCGAGAGGACAGGACCUCCCGCACUCCCAACACUGGGAAUCCCCUCUGGUUCCUCCUGCAUCACGUGGUCACCAGGGCUUGCCCAGAAAGAAAGGACAAUUCCUGUGAACAUGUCAGAUUUGAUGACCAGAGAAUAA
Molecule: messenger RNA, 876 nt
Organism: Balearica regulorum gibbericeps (East African grey crowned-crane)
Lineage: Eukaryota; Metazoa; Chordata; Aves; Gruiformes; Gruidae
Source: RefSeq, a predicted model, not a curated record